AUGCUCUCCAAGAUACACGCAAAUCACUUUGGCGCAGAAUCCAACAUACGCAUGGUACGUGAAGUCCUAUUCUGGCCAGGGAUGAGGAAAGCAAUUCAGGACGCAUGUGAAUCCUGUGGCACUUGUGCCCAAUAUGGACAAUCAGCCCCAAAGGAACCCAUGCGGUCUCUACCCAUACCCACUAGACCAUGGGAGAUAGUCAGCCAGGAUAUAUGUGAAAUAGACAAGCAGAACUAUUUGGUCACGGUCUGUCACUUCUCUGACUGGAUUGAAGUGGACAAACUGGAAGACACCCUGGCUCCCACAGUCAUCGAGAAAACUCAGGCACAUUUUGCGAGAUAUGGCAUUCCGGUGAACUGCCACACUGACAACGGUCCCCAGUUUAUAAGCAAGGAAUACAGACAGUUCUCAGCUGACUAUGGCUUCAAGCACACAACGUCGUCGCCAUACCACCCAAAAAGCAAUGGAAGAGCUGAGGCUGCUGUCAAGGUCGCAACAUCAAUGCUGAAAAAGGCAAACGACUUUCAAAACGCGAUGCUGAUGUACCGAAACACCCCGCCUCAAGGUCACACCUACUCGCCAGCGCAACGCAUGUUUUUGAGACGUACAAGAACCACACUACCCACCACAGAACAACUCCUGGCUCCAUCCAUGGUCAACUUUGAAACCGUAAAACAGGAAAUAGUCAAGAAAAGGAGUGAAACGAAAGCGUACUAUGACAAGACGGCAGGAACACAGCAAAGAUCUCUUGACAUAGGCAACUAUGCCUACGCCCAAACCAUUACCAAACCAACGCGGGCAACUAUGGCGCUAUGGUGA
Molecule: messenger RNA, 819 nt
Organism: Nematostella vectensis (starlet sea anemone)
Lineage: Eukaryota; Metazoa; Cnidaria; Anthozoa; Actiniaria; Edwardsiidae
Exons: 1
Coding region: 1-819 (272 amino acids)
Biological process (GO): DNA integration
Molecular function (GO): nucleic acid binding
Source: RefSeq, a predicted model, not a curated record